GCCCGGUUCGUUGCGUGCUGCGACGUUGGACCUGUCCAGCGCUUCCAGCUUGCCCUUGAUCAGCUUGACCCGCUUCAGGACCUGACCGACGUCGGCAUCCAUCUUGGCCCUCAGGGCCUUCACGGUCUUGGCAUUGUGCACGGUCUUGCAUUCCUCGUUGGUUUCUUGCAGAGCCUUCUGCAGCUUCUCCACUGUUUUCAUGUCGUCCUUGAUGUUCUCGACGUCCUGGAAGAACUUGUCGAGGUUCGAGUUCUCCUUCCCGGCCUCCAAGUCGUCCAUCUGAGUCUGCUGCCUCAGAUCGGUGUACUUCUUGAAUGAAUUUGAGAAAAGGGUUGAUGAGGAGGAAGAGAGAGAGGUGACGUGAGAAGCAAGAAAUUGUGUUCUUGCAAAACAGAAGAUGGGAGAUUUUCUCUUUUGGGUUUGAGAGGAAGGCC
Molecule: messenger RNA, 434 nt
Organism: Linum tenue
Lineage: Eukaryota; Viridiplantae; Streptophyta; Magnoliopsida; Malpighiales; Linaceae
Source: the annotation of a GenBank genome assembly